This is a messenger RNA of Myotis davidii, 3165 nucleotides long. RefSeq names its product calcium voltage-gated channel auxiliary subunit beta 1 (gene CACNB1). Gene Ontology annotation, biological process: regulation of voltage-gated calcium channel activity; neuromuscular junction development; chemical synaptic transmission. Lineage: Eukaryota; Metazoa; Chordata; Mammalia; Chiroptera; Vespertilionidae. The record is from RefSeq and is a predicted model, not a curated record. The transcript has 13 exons. The coding region runs from base 47 to 1828 and encodes 593 amino acids. Gene Ontology annotation, molecular function: high voltage-gated calcium channel activity; protein binding. Gene Ontology annotation, cellular component: voltage-gated calcium channel complex.
UGGGCCACCUCCUAGGCCAGCGGGGCCAGGCACUGAGGGCGCUGUGAUGGAGGCGCCCAGCCGGACCCUCGUGGUGGGCUCAGCGGAGUCCUACACCAGCCGUCCAUCGGACUCUGAUGUGUCUCUGGAAGAGGACCGGGAAGCCUUAAGGAAGGAGGCAGAGCGCCAGGCAUUAGCCCAGCUUGAGAAAGCCAAGACCAAGCCGGUGGCAUUUGCUGUUCGGACAAAUGUCGGCUACAACCCAUCUCCAGGGGAUGAGGUGCCUGUGCAGGGAGUGGCCAUCACCUUCGAGCCCAAGGACUUCCUGCACAUCAAAGAGAAAUACAAUAAUGACUGGUGGAUCGGGCGACUGGUAAAGGAGGGCUGUGAGGUUGGCUUCAUCCCUAGCCCCGUCAAGCUGGACAGCCUGCGUCUGCUGCAGGAACAGAAGCUGCGCCAGAACCGCCUCAGCUCCAGCAAAUCAGGUGACAAUUCCAGCUCCAGCCUGGGAGACGUGGUGACUGGCACCCGCCGCCCCACACCCCCUGCCAGUGGUAACGAAAUGACUAACUUAGCAUUUGAACUAGACCCCCUAGAGUUAGAGGACGAGGAGGCGGAGCUUGGAGAGCCCGGUGGCUCUGCCAAAACUAGUGUUAGCAGUGUCACCACCCCGUCACCUCAUGGCAAACGCAUCUCCUUCUUCAAGAAGACAGAGCAUGUGCCCCCCUAUGACGUGGUGCCUUCCAUGAGGCCCAUCAUCCUGGUGGGACCGUCGCUCAAGGGCUAUGAGGUUACAGACAUGAUGCAGAAGGCUUUGUUUGACUUCUUGAAGCAUCGGUUUGAUGGCAGGAUCUCCAUCACUCGGGUGACGGCGGACAUUUCCCUGGCUAAGCGCUCAGUCCUCAACAACCCCAGCAAACACAUCAUCAUUGAGCGCUCCAACACACGCUCCAGCCUGGCUGAGGUUCAGAGCGAGAUCGAGCGAAUCUUCGAGCUGGCCCGGACCCUUCAGCUGGUUGCUCUGGAUGCCGACACCAUCAACCAUCCGGCCCAACUCUCCAAGACCUCACUGGCCCCCAUCAUUGUUUACAUCAAGAUCACCUCUCCCAAGGUACUUCAGAGGCUCAUCAAGUCUCGAGGGAAGUCGCAGUCCAAACACCUCAAUGUGCAAAUAGCGGCCUCGGAGCGGUGUCCACAGGAAAUGUUUGACAUCAUCCUGGAUGAGAACCAAUUGGAGGAUGCCUGUGAGCACUUGGCGGAAUACUUGGAAGCCUAUUGGAAGGCCACACACCCGCCCAGCAGCACUCCACCUAACCCACUGCUGACCCGCACCAUGGCUACUGCAGCCCUGGCUGCCAGCCCUGCCCCUGUCUCCAACCUCCAGGGACCCUACCUUGCUUCUGGGGACCAGUCGCUGGACCGGGCCACCGGGGAGCAUGCCAGCGUGCACGAGUACCCGGGGGAGCUGGGCCAGCCCCCAGGCCUUUACCCCGGCAGCCACCCACCGGGCCGGGUGGGCACCGUGCGGGCACUGUCCCGCCAAGACACGUUUGAUGCCGACGCCUCUGGCAACCGCAAUUCUACCUACACCGAGCUGGGCGACUCGUGCGUGGACAUGGAGACCGACCCCUCCGAGGGGCCAGGGCUUGGAGACCCCGCAGGGGGCAGCACCCCACCCGCCCGGCAGGGAUCCUGGGAGGAUGAAGAGAACGACUAUGAAGAGGAGCUGACUGACAACCGGAAUCGCGGCCGCAAUAAGGCCCGCUACUGCGCGGAGGGCGGGGGGCCCGUGCUGGGGCGCAACAAGAACGAGCUGGAGGGCUGGGGGCGGGGCGUGUACAUCCGCUGAGAGGCCGGGCCGCCCUGGGAGGAAGGACUGAGCCCAGGGGAGGGAGGUGCAGCUCGCUCACCGCCGGGGGUGUCUUACCUCCAGGGGGCGCUUCUCUUUCAGAUGCCUUUGCUCAGUGUUGGGUUUUUGUUUUUUUUUUUUGUUUUUAGGUGGUAGCAUCCCAGCUCCAGGGAGUCCCUUCCGCUCCAGCUGUAGGUCUUUAUCUCCCUGCGGUGGGUGGACGGGGGAUGCCCACCUGUCUGCAGUGUCUCCUUUUCCCCUCCUCAGGGGGUCUCGCUCCCCUCUCUCUCCCAGAGAAAAGGUGCACUUCCUUAGCUCCUUCUACGUGGGACUCUCCAUGGGGCGGCCCUUUCCCCGCCUGGAGUAGCUGGGAAGGGUAGGGGGUUUUUCCUGGAGAGAGAGGCCACAGGCUUUUCCACGAGGGUUCUCUUCCCAAACUCCAGGCCCAGGGUCCCUCCUCAUGCCCAACCCUCUCCCCCCAGCUGUCUGGUAGGAGGAAGCUCCCUGCUGGAAGCCCCUUGGGGAGGUGUCUGGGUAGAAACUGAUGGGCAUCAGAUGUAGUGCCAUCUGCCCACCCAGGACCGAACCCUGAGGAGUGGGCAAUCGGAGACGCUACCCGCACCCCCACCCCCACCUCCAUGUCUCAGCCUUUACCUGCCCCAGGAAUGAGCUUUGCCUACACUAUCCCUUGCCUGCUGCCAUCAGAAGAGGGGCCCUCCCCGUCCCUGUGUCACCUGGGUGUGGAGCCCGUGGCACUCUGGUCCGCCUCAUUUUGAAACCAAAAACUGCUCCUUCAUUCCCACCCCAAAACCCCAGGGAAGAGGCCCUUGGGGUUGGUGCCCAAGAAAUGAUCCCUGCCCAGGGGUUGCCUCGGGACCGCGGCUCUCCCCUGGGGGGCUUGGCUGCUGCUGCUGCUGCUGCUCUGUAUUUGCCUCUUGUUCUUUACCCACGUCCACUCCACUCCCCCCAGGAGAGGCCUUCCUAUCCCCCUCUGACCUGAGUGUCCCUCGGCCUAGCAUCCCCUUAGCCCAGCAGCCCUGCCCUCCCCAGCAUCCCAGCUGGGCCAGAGAGAGCCGAUUGUGCCAACGAGGACUGGGCCCUGCCCGGCUGCCCACCUCAGGGAUGGGCACCUCAUGCCUGUCUCGCCACCUCCUGUGCCAAUGUCGUCCCACCCCCCACCUGGGGGUGGGGUGCAGCUUCCACUUACUGGUUAGAAGAGACCACUGCCCAACCUUUCCCCCUCCUGUCUGGUAUCAUGUGCCUCCAUCUGUCCUUCUGUUCGUCUUUACUCCCCUAGGAGUAUUUUGCCACAUAUAAAACCACCAUCCUGUCCUUUG